AUGCAGUCUACUAUUACAGUUGAACGGCUAGACAGGCCGAGCACCUACUACACUGCGAAGAAGAAGCGCAAGUACGGGCGAGACCAGCCGGAUGAGAGAGAUGGUGCUGGCAACAAAGCAGAAGAAGAUGAUCCUCUCAAGGAUGCGACAACCCUCUACGUGGGCAAUUUGUCAUUCUAUACGACUGAAGAACAAAUCCAUGAGUUGUUUUCCAAAUGCGGCGAGAUCAAAAGACUGGUCAUGGGCCUGGAUCGGUUCCAGAAGACGCCUUGCGGAUUUUGUUUCGUCGAAUACUACACUCACCAGGACGCCCUCGAUUGCAUGAAAUACAUCGGUGGAACGAAGCUCGAUGAGCGUGUCAUCAGGACUGAUCUCGAUGUCGGUUUCCAGGAAGGAAGACAGUACGGCCGUGGCAAAUCAGGCGGUCAGGUUCGCGACGAAUACCGAGACGAAUUUGACCCUGGAAGAGGAGGCUAUGGACGAGCCAUCGAUGCGGAGCGACGCAAGGAGGAGGAAGAGUACGGAGCAGGGAAAUGA
Molecule: messenger RNA, 537 nt
Organism: Capronia coronata CBS 617.96
Lineage: Eukaryota; Fungi; Ascomycota; Eurotiomycetes; Chaetothyriales; Herpotrichiellaceae
Exons: 4
Coding region: 1-537 (178 amino acids)
Biological process (GO): mRNA cis splicing, via spliceosome
Cellular component (GO): nuclear cap binding complex
Molecular function (GO): RNA cap binding
Source: RefSeq, a predicted model, not a curated record